Molecule: messenger RNA, 3508 nt
Organism: Sorex araneus (European shrew)
Lineage: Eukaryota; Metazoa; Chordata; Mammalia; Eulipotyphla; Soricidae
Gene: ISY1
Product: ISY1 splicing factor homolog
Exons: 11
Coding region: 108-965 (285 amino acids)
Biological process (GO): generation of catalytic spliceosome for second transesterification step; mRNA 3'-splice site recognition
Cellular component (GO): post-spliceosomal complex; catalytic step 2 spliceosome; Prp19 complex
Source: RefSeq, a predicted model, not a curated record
CGCACUUCCGGUCCCUCUCUUUUGUCCUUCCGGCAGCGAACGCGCGCUCCCGCGCUCGGCGGGGAUCUCCGGGGGCCGAGGGUCGGUGGGCGCGCCCUCCUGGCAUCAUGGCCCGAAACGCAGAAAAGGCCAUGACGGCCUUAGCGAGAUUUCGCCAAGCUCAACUGGAAGAGGGAAAAGUGAAGGAACGAAGACCCUUCCUAGCCUCAGAGUGCACGGAGCUGCCCAAGGCUGAGAAAUGGAGACGACAGAUCAUUGGCGAGAUCUCUAAGAAAGUGGCUCAGAUUCAAAAUGCUGGCUUGGGCGAAUUCCGAAUUCGUGACCUAAAUGAUGAAAUCAACAAACUGCUAAGAGAGAAAGGCCACUGGGAGGUCCGGAUCAAGGAACUGGGGGGCCCCGAUUACGGAAAAGUUGGCCCUAAAAUGCUGGAUCAUGAAGGCAGAGAAGUCCCAGGAAAUCGAGGCUACAAGUACUUUGGUGCAGCAAAAGAUCUGCCUGGCGUUAGAGAGCUAUUUGAGAAAGAACCCCUUCCUCCUCCGAGAAAGACCCGUGCCGAGCUCAUGAAGGCGAUCGACUUUGAAUACUACGGGUACCUCGAUGAAGACGAUGGCGUCAUUGUGCCCCUGGAGCAAGAGUACGAGAAGAAAUUCAGAGCCAGCUUAGCAGAGAAGUGGAGAGCGGAGCGAGAGGCCCGGCUGGCGCGAGGAGAGAAGGAAGAGGAGGAGGAGGAGGAGGAAGAGAUCAACAUCUAUGCCGUGACCGAGGAGGAGUCGGACGAGGAGAGCAGCCAGGAGAAAGGAGGGGAGGGCGGCCCGCAGAAGUUCAUCGCUCACGUGCCGGUGCCAUCGCAGCAGGAGAUCGAGGAGGCGCUGGUGCGCAGGAAGAAGAUGGAGCUCCUGCGGAAGUACGCCAGCGAGACCCUGCAGGCCCAGAGCGAGGAGGCCAAGAAGCUCCUGGGCUAUUAGGGCCGAGCCGGGCUCUGCCGCCCGAGGCUGCGCGUGGAGCUGGCUGGUGCCCGCUGGAGGCCAACACGGCGCCUUUCCUCCCUCCGCACCCCCAGGGCCCGCCUGUGUGUCAGUCUCACCGCCCCCCGAGAGCGUGGGCGGCUCUCUGACACCGUGGCUUGGGCCAAGGGUGGCUGGCCGGUGGCCAGUGCGGGUCCGGCCUGGUGCCGUGGUUUGGUGGGGGAGGAGCAUCAGUGACAUUUGUCUCAGAAGCUGUUUUUCCUAACGAGACCUGUUUGUCCCUCCUUGGAUGUGAAAAGAGACCAAAGGGGUGGGGGGGCGGGCAGGAAGGCAGCGCAGGGCCUGGCCUCGCCCAGACAAAGCAGGUAGGGGAGAAGCUGCCCCAGAAGCUGACCGCAGUGCCCACCCGGGUCAGCAGCCACUGAGCGGGCCCUGGCGCAGCCGCCUCACGCCGCCUGCCAGCUCGCAGGGACCCACUCUGCCUCCGUUUGCUGUCUGGAACUGCAGGGCUGUUUCUAUUAAAGGUUUUUAUAUGGAAGAGAAGCCCCUGUCCGCGCCUCGUUCCUGGGGGCUCUGCAUGCAGCGGGGUCUGGGCCCUGGCAGGGAGCCCAGUGUGGGGCACCUGUCCUCGCUCAGCCCCGCACCUGCAGUGCAGUUGGGGGCCUUGCCCGCCAGAGACAGGGGUCUUCCUCUUUCCUUCUCCCCUCUCCUCCAGGUCACUCCCAGUGCCCACCAAAGUCUUGUGGUGGCAGCUCCCAGGGUGGGCAACGUGUCCUGGCCCGCAGAGUCCGCCCCACACCUCCUCCUGGCCAGCAGGCUGGUGUCUGGCCCGUUGGGAGGGCGCACAGCCCGCUUGGACAGCUGGGACUGGCUUGGCAGACGUGUCCAUGGCUUGGAGGGCACAGAACCGGGCUCAGCAGCCGUGGGUGGGCAAGUUGUGUCGUGGUUUACGUGAGCUCGGGCUCUGCCCAGUUCCCAAAGUGGCACUGUCGUCAAUACAGAGACAAGGCACCCGCCGCAGGUACACCCCGGCCCUCCUCUCCACCACCAUCCUCGUUUCUGAAACCUCUGACAUCCCCUUCUGUUCAGGCUCCCGUGCCGGGGAGCAGAAAGUGAGCACUGGGGCAAAGCGUUGGCCUCUGGGCAGUCAGCUCUGGUGACCCCGACACCAUAGAUGGCCCCGCACUUCUCCCCAGGGCCCCAAACAAUCCUGCACUCCCCACCUAAUCUGAAUGCCUCCCGCGUCCCCAGGCCCCUGUACUCGGCCCUGCCAGGUCCUCAGGCUUCUGUACUCAGUCUUCCGUGUCCCCGGGCCCCUGUACUUGGCACCCCCGUGUCCCCGGGCCCCUGCACUCGGCACCCCGUGUCCCGGGGCCCUGUAUUCUGCCUUUGCCUCCAUCUGUUGCUCUUGAGCAAUUUCUUUUUUUAAAUUUUUCUUACUUAAAUUUUUUUUAGUAACUUAAAAAAUAUAUAAACUUUGUGAUUUAUGAAGUUAUUGAUAAUUGGAGUUUUAGGCUAAUAUUUCCACACCAAUCCCACCAUAAGGGUCAGCUCCCCCGCAUCAUGUUCCUAUUUCUUCCCCACCCUCGAACCCUGUCCCACCCCCUACCUGUCACCUUGACAGCCACAUGACAAAGUUCUAGGGGUUGUGGCUUAGGUCUCAUGUUCUUCGUGUUUUUUUUUUUUUUGACUAAUACAUAUACAUAUAUUUGGAUAUAUAAUUGUUCUAGGUUCAUGAUUUACCUAGAGUUAAUCUUUCUGGGAGGAAAGAUAAGGACUGCAAUGGCAUAGUUAAUUUUAACUUCCCUGUCCUUUGGAAAAAGAAGAAUGCAGAUUGAUAGAUGGAUGUCCUGUCUUUGUAUUUCAUCACAUAAAUUGUGGUUUUUCACUUCCUUGAUUUCCUCCUCUAAAUCUGAGUUGCCAUCUACACUCAUUGCCAUUCGCCUGAAUUUGUGGUUGUCUUUAACGGCAGGUUAGCUGGUGACAGAUAACCUGCAGUAGAUCUUUGUUUGUGUAUUUUCUUUCAUUGUUUGCUUAUCUGAAAAAUAUUUCAUCUUUGGAGGAAGAAUACGUUCAGACUUUCAUUAACAUUUUGAAAUGUCAUUCUUUCAACUUGCAGUUUCCCUUGCUUCUCUAAGAAGCCAGCCUUAGUUUUGUCAUUAUUUCCUAGUAUACUAAUUGUUAUUUAUUUUCUGGCUACUUUUAAAAAAAAUUAACUUUAGGGGCUGGAGUGAUAGCACAGCGGGUAGGGCGUUUGCCUUGCACGUGGCCGACCGGGGUUCAAAUCCCAGCAUCCCAUUAUGGUCCCCUGAGCACCGCCAGGAGUGAUUCCUGAGUGCAUGAGCCAGGAGGAACCCCUGUGCAUCGCCAGGUGUGACCCAAAAACAAAACAAAACAAAAAAAUUAACUUUAGUUAUCAGUAGCUUGAGUGCUAUACAUGACUAGAUAUGAUUUUCUUUGUGCUUGUUGUGCUCGAGUUUCUUGAGUUGUUUAAAUUAGUAAAUUGAUUUUUUUAAUAAAAUUCAGAAAGUUUGGGGCCAUUA